AUGGCGCCACAGCGAACCCUUCCACAGUGGAGCCAUCGUAGGCCAUACUCUCCUCUUGAAGCCCUAGCUUGCACAAAACCCACACCUCCAUUUUUUUCGAUUGCAGCUCCUCACCGCGUGACCAUCUCAGCCCCACCACACCUCCAUCCUCAUACGCCACCGAUUUCCAACGCAUUUCUAAGAUUCAUGAUAAGCUCUUCAUCGCUCUCUCUGACCUCGCCACUGAUGCUCAGACUCUGUAUCAGCGUCUGGUUUUCCGGCACAAACUGUAUCAGCUUCGUCAAGAGAGGGGAUAUGAAGUCGGAGACCUUUGCCAGCUUGGUCUCUGCCUUACUCUAUGAGAAAAGUGGCAAGGUGUUGUCAAGCUGA
Molecule: messenger RNA, 369 nt
Organism: Sphenostylis stenocarpa
Lineage: Eukaryota; Viridiplantae; Streptophyta; Magnoliopsida; Fabales; Fabaceae
Source: the annotation of a GenBank genome assembly